Messenger RNA from Bipolaris victoriae FI3, 858 nucleotides. RefSeq lists its product as hypothetical. The record is from RefSeq and is a predicted model, not a curated record. The coding region runs from base 1 to 858 and encodes 285 amino acids. The transcript has a single exon. Lineage: Eukaryota; Fungi; Ascomycota; Dothideomycetes; Pleosporales; Pleosporaceae.
AUGCUUGCCGCCAUGCUCUGUCUACGCAGCAAGGGCAAAUGCCCCAAUUGUCGUAGAAUGCAGAAGCAGCUUGAGAAGUGGGAGUCUGGUAAGAUGAAGCCUAUUACUCCAGAAAUGGUCAAGGAGCGCGAGGCACACAAUAGGUUGUCCUCGCACAGGAAUGCUCCCUCCGAGUUGGAUGUCGAACUGGGUGGCGCACAUGAGACCGAUCAUGUGUGUGUCGCUGAGCCUAAGGCGAGCAAGAAGCCAUCGACCUGGGAAGAGGUAAAGGGCAAGGUCUUGCGCGAUAAGAAGCCGUCGGAUACGGUGCAAAACCCGUAUGUCGAGACUGCAGCUAACCGCCCCUUCACUGUCGUUGAGGGUGACACAGUUCACUACAACCCCGACUAUUCACCCCACGUUUCCCCAGAAGCGCCGAGGGUAGAGUACGAACCUAACAACUACCUCUCUGUACCUGCCACAUGCCGUUUCUCAGGCUCCUCCUUCUAUUCUCCUCCUACGGGCAUCCAGCGCGCCAACGGCCGUGAAUCACGCAUCUUCGCCGAGCUCCCAGCUGGCGAACCCAAGCGCUACACCACUAAAGGGAACCGGGAAAUCGUGCAUGCACAAAAUGCCCUGCAAUCAGAAGAGUACAAGCGAGCGGAGAUGAUUAUGAAGCGCGGGACGGCUAGGGAUAGUAUCAUCCAUCGCGCGGCAAGCAUCGUUAAUCUGGCAGAUCAGCAGCUUAACGUUGCGCGCCAUCCGUCGCUUUAUCCUGAGUUUCAUGGCGAGGAACCGGUGGAGCAGUAUGAGAUGGUUGAGUGGCGAAAGAAGGGGGAUAAGGGAUCCGGUUUGAAUGAUGAUCUUUAUAGUAAAUAA